AUGUUUGGCGGCGCCAGCUCGCAUCAGCAGACACCGGAAUCUUCUACCACCCAGCACACGCCCGUACGACCCUCACCUUCACCCAGCGCAAAUGCGCCGCGUGUAGGGGCUCCGUCUGCUGAUGUUCCCAUGGCCGAUUCGGGAGCCCCGCAGUCGAGCUCGACACCAAGCCAGCGAUCACAGCAGCACAACAGCUCCCACCCAAGUGCCAGCACAGGCUCCGCAUCGUCAGCAGCCCAGGCUCCGGCCAGUCCCUGCUUCCGUCCGCACUCACAGCAACCCACGCCCUCUGGCUCAAACCCCGCCUCGGGCGCCUUCACAAACACAAGAGCCAUACCGUCAACAGGUCCAGCUCCCGUCCAGCCCUCGCCGGCCCAGUCUCUGCGCUCGCCUGCACCAUCGCCCAACCGCAUCAAGGUCAAGAGCCUCUCCCAUAUCCAAAGCUUUGCUCUAGACGACUCUAGUCCCUUCUCCCAGUCGCGGUCGCUGGCGCGGCGGAACCGACGAGACCCGGCAGAUGUCGGCCCUCAGUACGAGAUCAGUGAGAUGCCCGUCUCCGACAUUAUCGAAAUGGUGGCGGGCUUGUUGACCAAAAUCACAACAACAAACGACCGCCAACACGACCACCUGCAUCGUCAAAUCCCACCUCCAGAAGGCACAUCAGGGCUCAGCCAGCAAACCACCAGUGUUCUUGCCUUCCAUGGAAAGAACGUGCCCAGUAUCUCCAUCCUCAGCUACCUUAGCAGAAUCCACAAAUACUGCCCCACCACUUACGAAGUCUUUCUAAGUUUGCUUGUCUACUUUGACAGAAUGACCGAGAGGGUAAAUGCCGGCCCAAUGUCUGGUCUUCGUAAGGCUAACCAACAGUCUGUGGAACGUUCGAGAUCUGCCCUAUCAGCAACCCCAACCAGUACAGAUGGUGUACAGUCUGAAUCUGCUUCGGCUCAAGCCGCUACGCCUCCCCCUUCAGGAUCUCUGGGCAAGGUAGCCGGUACUCCAGCUGAAGGUCCUCAGCCACUCUCUCCUCCCCAGCAAGAUUUACACGCAGAUACUGCGUUAAACCUCUCCCAUUUUUUUGUGGUUGACAGUUUUAACAUUCAUCGUCUUGUCAUUGCUGGUGUGACGUGUGCAAGCAAGUUCUUCUCUGACGUGUUCUACACAAACUCAAGAUAUGCAAAGGUUGGUGGUCUGCCAUUGGUUGAAUUGAAUCACCUGGAGCUGCAAUUUCUGCUCUUGAACGACUUCCGCCUUGCUGUUCCCUUGGAGGAGAUGGAGGCCUAUGGAACUAUGCUUGUGGAGUUUUAUGCACGUGAAGUGGCCGAGCAACACGAGAAAGAGCAAAGUGCCAAACAUCAAUAG
This is a messenger RNA of Bipolaris maydis ATCC 48331, 1359 nucleotides long. Its product is annotated as cyclin-domain-containing protein. Gene Ontology annotation, molecular function: cyclin-dependent protein serine/threonine kinase regulator activity; protein kinase binding. Gene Ontology annotation, biological process: regulation of cyclin-dependent protein serine/threonine kinase activity. The record is from RefSeq and is a predicted model, not a curated record. Gene Ontology annotation, cellular component: nucleus; cyclin-dependent protein kinase holoenzyme complex. Lineage: Eukaryota; Fungi; Ascomycota; Dothideomycetes; Pleosporales; Pleosporaceae.